AUGAACUUUGAAUUACGGAUGCAAAUCAAACAGGGCACCUUCGAUCUAUAUUUUCAUUCCUAAUUAAUAUUUUUCUGUUUUAUACAAGAUUAAUUAUAAAGACAGAAAAUGAAAUUGAAGAACUAUGAUGAUGAUAUACGAUUCAAAGUAAGACAACGAUAUGCUACGAUUUCUGAUUGGAUGUCUAAAACUAUCGAUUCUGAAAAGGUACCUGAAGUGAAACCUAGAUCUUAAUAUAGUGCAGCAAUUAAAAUUCAAACGCCUGCAAUGAUUUCACUCCAGGCUAAAAGUGUAGAUACAGUUCAGGAUCGUAAACCUCGAUUUUCUUAGUCUCAACAACCAACGACUAUGCAAUCAUCUAAAAUAUACAGAAAAUUUAUAGAUCCAAAACACAUUACAAGAUCUAUAGAUUAUUCAGAAUUAGGGGAUUCCCAAGUUAAAAUUAGAAAGAAGAACCCUUAUUAAAAUUAGAGACUUAAUAGAUAAUUUUAGGCUAUUUAUAAUAAGAUGAAACUCAUUUUGGAUUCGUAUAACAACAGAGAAAGAGUCCUUCUGUAAUACAUUGCUAAAUUACAACGAGAAAUCGUAACAUUAAAAUCAGGGCAUAAUCAUCAAACUAUUUGAAUUAUCAACAUUUUUCUUUUAUUUUUUAUCAUUAUAUCAUAUAAA
Messenger RNA from Paramecium tetraurelia, 669 nucleotides. RefSeq lists its product as uncharacterized. The transcript has 2 exons. The record is from RefSeq and is a predicted model, not a curated record. Lineage: Eukaryota; Ciliophora; Oligohymenophorea; Peniculida; Parameciidae.